UUUGCUUUACUUUACUUGGGCUCAAGAAGUAGCCUCUCCAGCAAAAGUUGCGUUUGGGGAGUAACACUUAACUUUAGUGUUUGUGCUUCACUGUAUCCACUCGUUUAGAGACUAGAGGUGAAACCUAAAGACUUUUGUGUUAUUUUCUUCUGUUAUUUCAUCCAUGUAACCAAACUGAAACUUCCAGCUCAUAUCUGGAAGAAUGUGAGCCACUGGAGCUCAGAUUGUAUGGAUGCAGAUGAGGCACGAUGCUAGCGGGCUAACUGGCUACUAAGGACACCGUGAGUGUCGACAUUAUCUGAAGAACAGCAGCGGGAACUCAAUCUACUGACGUCUAUGGAAGGCAACGGAGAGAUCAGUGAUACGGACAGCGGGAUCAUCCUUCAUUCAGGCUCUGACAGCCCAACAUCACACACGAAGGAUGUGACCACACACACGCGAGCCAUGAAGCUCAAGCACCAGGCACUCCAGGACCGGCUAGAGAUCUGCAUACUGGAGCUGAAGAAACUCUGCAUCCGAGAAGCUGAGUUGACAGGCCAGCUGCCAAAAGAUUAUCCUCUACUGCCAGGAGAGAAGCCGCCGCAGAUUCGCAGACGCAUCGGUGCUGCUUUUAAACUGGAUGAACAAAGCAUCCCUCGAGGAGCAGAGGAGUCAGAACUGAAUUUAGUGGAUGCUGAGUUAUCGCUGCAGAUGAAGAUAUACGAGGCAGCGCGUAAGCUCUGCGAAGAAGACCACCUGAGCAAAGCUGUUAAAAGAAGCCGCUUGCAACAGUGCAAACGAGAGGAGAAGAAACUCAAGCAGCUACAAGAGGCGGCUUUUCACCUGCGACUGGAGCACGGUCGAUCAUCACCACUCCCUGCUUUUAAUAUUACACAACAAGAUCUGGGUACAUCUGAUGACAGCUCUCUGUCUGACUCUGUAGUUCAAGAUGAAGAAGUGACGAGCCAGUCAUCACAGCCGUCCUCAGGACUGCCUUAUCCAGGAGAGACAGAUCCCCCACAGCCGCUCCCCGUGUCUUCUCUGUCCUCCAUAGACGGCUCCUGCCUGUCUCCAUCUGUGGCUCCACAGCCACUGCCCCUGACCCCGUGCCAGUCUCCCCAUCCGAGCCUCGACUCUACGCUGAGUCUAAACUCAAGCCCCACAUACGACCCUCCUCCCAUCCAGCAUUCUCCGUGGACAGAGUCCAGUCUUGACAAACCAUACCAGAAGAGCAAGAAGUCACGUUCCUCCAGCAACACCAGCAGUCCAGCCAAGACUGAAUUGUUGCCACCAUUGGAGGCUUGUUUGGCGCAUUCUGCUCUGCCGCUGCAGCUUUCCCAUCUGAGAGUGUGCCGCACCCAGUCCAGCAGCGCACCCUCCACACCAGAGAUGCGUGUGCACAGACAACUCUCCCUCAGGUUAUCCAACCCUGACUCUUCAUUUGGCCCAGAAAAGGAGCGCGGUCGCACCAGAGGUCCAAGGAGGCGACUGACAGAAUAUGCGAUAACUUUACCAGGGACUCCUCCUCCUACAGUGAAUUAUGGAAACCUUGCUAGCUCUGAGGACAGCAACUCUGAACACUCAUUUACAUCUUACACCAGCUCCCCGUGUCAGGAAUUGCCUUGUGAUUUGCCCAAACAGUAUCAGUCUGCAUUCCCGCACUCUAGCCCAGUUGGCAGCUAUGGACCUCAACUCUUCCAACGCACUGGCUUUUACCACAAUCCCCGGAACCAGUCUAGUCCGAGUAUUCACGAAUAUUACAAUGAGGAAAUGAUCUACUCACCUGAUGCGGACAUGACAAGGAGCUAUUACGCCCAACAGGCUCCUUGUCCUUCCAACAGAUAUGACUAUCGGUACAAAGAGGCUGCUGUGCCCCUGCAGAGAGCGCAGAGGCCUUUACCCCCUGAUAUUAGACUCUCCCCCUCCCCGGUACAAUGGGACCACCCACACUACCGUUCCGGUGGCCUCCCACGACAAGUGGUGAAUGAACAGCUAAAAUCGUGGCACUGGCGCAGUCAGAUUAAAACUCCCAGGGCUCGUUCUCUUGACAGGCAGGGAGCAGUCAGAGUGAAAAACAUGUCAGCUCGGGAGUCACCCUGCUACCAGAAUCAGAAGUACCACGAACAGGUUAUGCAAAGAAGGGCUCUCCAAAGAGCUGCAGAUGACACUCAAGGGCACUGGGUUGGGUUGGAAGACGGCUCCCACUAUGUAAGUCAACUGUAAAGAGACGAAACAUGGACUCCAAACUGAACAUGUGAGCUCAGAGGCUGCAGCUGGAUUAAGUAGUCAGAAAACUGAGUUGGAUAAAGGAACUUUUGUAAUGAAAGUGUGUCCUGUUUUCUCUCCUGCCUGUAUGUGGAGGCAAGAUGAAAAAACCUGAACAUCUUACAAUAUAAUGCAAUUUUAGAACAAAAACACCACAAACUAUGGCCUCAAAUGUGGAAUCAACAUCUCUCUGACAGAUUCUCAAAAACUAAAAAACUCUAAAAAAAAAAAAAAAAAAUUAAACAAAAAACUGAACAUUUUAAGACAAAGUUGAUCACGGAGCUGCUGUAUGAGAUUGGAGUACAUUACUGUAAAGUGCACCUAUUGUUUCUGUCCACUCUCUGUGUGCUGUUUUGUACUAACAGUUACAAACAAAACAAUGAGUUUAAUGCUUGUUUAAUGUGAUGAAUUGAAAAGGGUAUAAACACUCGUCAUUACUGAGCGCUGUUUUUGAUUUGCAAAUGUGUGUCUCGAGUUUUUCUGCAGUUUGGCAGUUAGGGAAUAAAGUGCAUGUAUGAAGGAAAUGAAUCAAUUGUAAAUGUAAAUAAUAAUGUAAAUGAUCAACAUAUCCCCCUUUUUAAGACUUCAUAGAUUAAGUACAUUUGUGUGUAAUGUUGCCUUGAUUGAGUCAAUGAACUUUAGCUGCUUAAAUUUAAAAUCCCAGUUUUGUCCUCUUAAUCAUUUACUUUUGGAGGCAAACUUGGCUUUUUAUACCAACGUGUGUCUGUGCCUCUUAACUUGAAUUACUAACUAGUUGUAACUAGAUAUUAACUUACUCACAUCAGAUACUAAGUAGCACAUUAAGACAAAAGUCUUGAUGCUUGGCAGCUAUUAACGUGUCAAAUUGAAAUUUAAAUGAGCUUUAACAGGGUCUGUGUUGGUGAACAAGAGUGAGUUUGAGACAGCAGAUCACUACAGACCAAACUUUUUGUUAGCACCAAUUCAUAUCAAACUCUGAGGUGAGCUGUACUGAAAUGUAUUUGAAACACUGCCAAUAAAAACGUCCACAUCUCAACCAAACAAGCUUUUGAUGACAGAUCAUUUGAGAAUGAGAGCAAAUUACUGUCAGUUCAAUUAUAGCUACACACUGAGUCGUCUCUCACAGUGAUCUAUUUAUUUGUUAAUUUAUUAUGAUUUGCACCAUUGGACCAAAAUUUGGGAAGUCAGACUUGAAAUCAGUGAAGACGUGGACUGAGUUUGUGAAAUCCAGCAGCAGUAAAGACUGUGUUUAUUUGUAUAAACGUAAGAGACCACAAUCAUGUUACUUUGUGAGCAUUUUUUUUUUAACUGUCUUUUGUUAUUUAUCUUUUUUUUUUCCAGUUACAGUAGUUUUAAGUAUAAUGUUGCUGUUAAGAUAUCUGUGAAAAUGUUUUCCCUGUGGAAGUAAAUAAAGAAUAAUGUUUGCA
Molecule: messenger RNA, 3650 nt
Organism: Thunnus maccoyii (southern bluefin tuna)
Lineage: Eukaryota; Metazoa; Chordata; Actinopteri; Scombriformes; Scombridae
Gene: inavab
Product: innate immunity activator b
Exons: 10
Coding region: 337-2202 (621 amino acids)
Biological process (GO): adherens junction maintenance; positive regulation of protein ubiquitination
Source: RefSeq, a predicted model, not a curated record